GCCAGUAUAACAUUUAAAAGAAAAAGAAGAAGCAAAAAAAGAGAACAAUGUUCCAAACUGACGAAUUUCACGCAUUGCUGCCAGAGGACUGUGAUGAUAAUCAUUUGUCUACAUUAAAUAAAACUUCGCUAUUGCAGUACAAGCUCUCGUGUGAAAGGUCCAACACUAUUUCUUCUAAUCUACUCAAAGAUGUCUGGCAAAGAAAUGAAGAGUUGUUAAAUGAGAAGGCCAUGGACCACAUCAUCAAUUCUGCUAAAGCUCUUUUACAAAACUCUGAUAUAACUAAUAUGAAAGCUUGGAGAAGUUCUCUUGGCAAAUUCACUGAUCCAGAAACUUUAUUUGAGCAAUCAAUACCGACCUGCCUGCAGUGCUCAGAGCAACCGUUGUACCACAAUUUAGAAAACUUCUAUAAAUCCAACUGCAAAUGUGAUUUACGGAUUAAAGAGGAACAAAUCAAAAAUACAGAAAGUAGUAGAUAUGUAGACACAGAAGCAAGGUCUACUUUUGUUAAAAAUAUAAAUAACAGCAGUCAAGAAUCGAAGCCUUUUGAAGAACGAACCUUUAAACCACGGUUUGGUAAAAACAAACCAUUAAACAAAAACCAAACUUACAAGUCUACAGAAAUUCCCACUACAUCCAAAUAUAUAGAAGAGGAUCCCAUAGAUUUUGAUAAAGAAGAAGAAGAGAACAAAGCUCAUAAAAGUAAUGUUGCAAAGAUAACAUUCAAAACGGCUAAGGAGAGUCUGUUAGCAUCAAAUCCGGCUGCUAAACGGACUUUGGGUGCAACAAGGAAGGCUAAUUCUAAAUUUAUUUCUCCUAUGAUUAACGCUCAAGAUAAGCAUGACACUGCAGAACCUGCAUUUACGGAUGAUAGGCUGAAACACAUUGAUCCGAAGAUGAUUGAGCUUAUUGAAAGUGAAAUAAUUGACAAGGGCACUCCUAUAGGAUGGGAGGACAUAGCAGGACUUCAAAUGGCGAAAUCAGUGAUCCAAGAGGCUGUAGUAUGGCCACUGUUGCGACCUGAUAUCUUCACCGGCUUGCGAAGACCACCCAAGGGCAUCCUGCUAUUUGGUCCACCAGGAACAGGGAAGACUUUGAUUGGUAAGUGCGUGGCGGCGCAGUGCAACGCGACGUUCUUCAGCAUCUCCGCGUCGUCGCUUACCUCCAAGUGGAUUGGCGACGGUGAGAAGAUGGUGCGGGCGCUGUUCGCCGUCGCACGUUGCCAUCAGCCUGCUGUUAUAUUUAUAGACGAGAUCGACUCGCUGCUGACCCAGCGAAGCGAUACGGAACACGAGGCCACGAGGAGAAUUAAAACUGAAUUCUUGGUGCAGUUUGAUGGCGCCGCUACAGGAGAGGAAGACUGCCUUCUCAUAGUGGGUGCCACGAAUCGCCCCCAAGAAUUGGACGAGGCAGCGCGGCGGCGCCUUGUUAAGCGACUCUACAUCCCAUUGCCUGAUGUUAAUGCGCGCGAACAAAUAAUAACAAAUCUCCUGACAAACGAGAACAACGACCUUACGGCCCAGGAGAUAGCAGACGUCGCGUCUUUAACGGAGGGAUACUCGGGCGCUGACAUGAAGUCACUGUGUUCUGAAGCCGCUAUGGGGCCUAUUAGGGCUGUGCCUUUAUCGCAGAUCGUCAGUAUCGAUCGAGAUAAGGUUCGACCGGUUUGUGUGGAUGACUUCAAAGCCGCCUUGCAGCGAGUGCGCCCAAGCGUGUCACAAGAUGACCUGUGGCAAUACGUCAAGUGGAACGAAACUUACGGUCAAGGAUUUUAAUAAAUAAAACUCGUUA
Messenger RNA from Hyposmocoma kahamanoa, 1791 nucleotides. RefSeq names its product fidgetin-like protein 1. The coding region runs from base 48 to 1775 and encodes 575 amino acids. The record is from RefSeq and is a predicted model, not a curated record. The transcript has 10 exons. Gene Ontology annotation, molecular function: ATP hydrolysis activity; ATP binding; microtubule severing ATPase activity. NCBI's taxonomy places the organism in Eukaryota, Metazoa, Arthropoda, Insecta, Lepidoptera, Cosmopterigidae.